This is a messenger RNA of Gadus chalcogrammus (walleye pollock), 2529 nucleotides long. It is a transcript of the gene coil, whose product is annotated as coilin p80. NCBI's taxonomy places the organism in Eukaryota, Metazoa, Chordata, Actinopteri, Gadiformes, Gadidae. Gene Ontology annotation, biological process: spliceosomal snRNP assembly. The record is from RefSeq and is a predicted model, not a curated record. Bases 224 to 1936 code for a protein of 570 amino acids. Gene Ontology annotation, cellular component: Cajal body. Gene Ontology annotation, molecular function: U1 snRNA binding; U2 snRNA binding. The transcript is spliced from 7 exons.
AUCGUUUUUUUAGAUAUAAAAAACACAAUUUAGGCUGACCGCUUAUAAUUGCAAUGACUUGUUUAAACGACACAUUAAAGUUUUUAACCAGCGAUAAAGCCUCCGGAACGCCGCGGAGCGGUACUGCGCAUAAACGGAACACCACGGGGCCGUACUGCGCAUAACCGGACCCGAACAGGGUAGUGUGGCGGAAUAGUUGAAACACGCGCCGACGAGCUCCACCAUGCUGUCUAGCAGCUCCGUCCGCGUACGGCUCCACUUCGACUACCCGCCCCCCGGGGAGGAGCGCCGCCGGGUCUGGCUGCUCGUGGACGUGGACCAGUGCCGCGUGGUGGCGGACCUGGAGCACGUGAUCCGGGAGCGCUUCUCCCUCAGCUCGAGGAGCGUGCUUAACCUCUUCAUCGAUGGCUGCUACCUGCCGCCAACCGAGAGCAUCCGUGUGGUGCGCGACAACGACCUCGUCAGCGUUCAGGUGGACGGGCGUUCUGCUGAUCCAGAGGAGGUUCGAUCCAGUAAGAGGAGUCGGCGACACUCGGAGGUUGAACCUGAAGUAACGGACGUCGUUACGGAGCGGAAGAAGAAGAAGAGAAGGAAGAAGACAGAAGGUCGGGAGGAGGAGAGCCAGCCCUGCCCCCCCGAGGAGGAGGAGGAGAAACGCAUGAAGAAGAAGAAGAAGAGGAAGGAGAAGACAGCAGGGGGUCGGGAGGACGAGAGCGAGCCUUACCGAGAGGAGGAGAAGGAGGAGGAGGAGGGCGCACACAAGAAACACCUGAAGAAGAAGAAGAAGAAGAAACAGACCCCCACGUCCUCCAUCAUCCCGCUGACCCCAAGUGAGCAGCAGGUCAACAAGAUCCCCAAACCAGUAGUCCUUAAUGGUCCCAAACCAGUCCUCAAUGGUCCCAAACCAGUCCUCAAUGGUCCCAAACCAGUCCUUAAUGGUGGAGCAGAAGAGGUUUCCUCCUCAGCCUCCAGUGACAGUGAAGUGGGGGCCCCUGCUCCCUGUGUAACCUCCAAAGGGCAGAAGAAGACCCCCAUAAAGACCCCAGCGCCCCCCCGGGCCCCAGCGCCCCCCCGGGGGGCCCUGAAGGCCCCGCCAGCCUCGGGGAAACGCUCCCAGCCUCCUUCCUCUUCGUCCUCGUCAGACUCUUCCUCUGAGGAUACUCGAGCCCGGUCGACCGCCCCCCCCCCGGGCGGCCCCCGUACCCCCCUGACCCCUCAGACCGCCCCCCCCCCGGGCGGCCCCCGUGCCCCCCUGACCCCUCAGACCGCCUCAAGGCCGGCUCUGGGGGGGGCCCCGGGGCCCUCAGACUCUAGCAGCGAGGAGGAGAUCAAGCUGGUUUGUGUAUCUGCUACUCAUACACACACACACCAGUGUGUGGGUUUGUGUAUCUGCUACUCAUACACAUACCACUGUGUAGGUUUGUGUAUCUGCUACUCAUACACACACCAAUGUGUGGGUUUGUGUACCUGCUACUCAUACACAUACCACUGUGUAGGUUUGUGUAUCUGCUACUCAUACACACACCAGGGUGGUGUAUGUGUCGCUGCCAUCAGCUUUAGUUGUGUGUUGUCUCCUCUCUGGGUGCAGAGUGCCGCCGACCCCCGACCCAGGAAGGACUACAGCAGCCUGCCUCUGCUCGCCGCUCCCCCCGGCGCCGGGCAGAGGAUCGUCUUUAAGCUGCUGGAGCUGACGGAGAACUACACCCCUGAGGUCUCGGAGUAUAAAGAGGGGAAAAUUCUCCAUUUUGACCACGCCACCAAGCAGGUGGAAAUGGAGCUGCUGGGCUCAUGGCAAGCCCCUGCAGAACCCGGUAAGUUCGACCUGGUCUACCAGAACGCAGACGGCUCGGAGAGCGUGGAGUACGCCGUGUCCCGGAGCGGCUCCCGGGUGACGGAGCGCUGGGACUCGCUACUCGAACCCCGGCUGCUGCUCUAGAACGCUGCCAUGCUGCUCUAGAUCAUCCUCCUAGAUCGGCCUCUACUGCUUCUCUAGAUCGGCUGCUGCUCCUCUAGAUCGGCUGCUGCUCCUCUAGAUCGGCUGCUGCUCCUCUAGAUCGGCUGCUGCUCCUCUAGAUCGGCUGCUGCUCCUCUAGAUCGGCCCCUGCUGCUCCUCUAGAUCGGCUGCUGCUCCUCUAGAUCGGCUGCUGCUCCUCUAGAUCGGCCCCUGCUGCUCCUCUAGAUCGGCUGCUGCUCCUCUAGAUCGGCUGCUGCUCCUCUAGAUCGGCUGCUGCUCCUCUAGAUCGGCUGCUGCUCCUCUAGAUCGGCUGCUGCUCCUCUAGAUCGGCUGCUGCUCCUCUAGAUCGGCCCCUGCUGCUGCUCUAGAUCGGCUGCUGCUCCUCUAGAUCGGCUGCUGCUCCUCUAGAUGCUCUAGAUCUGCUGCUUUGGUUUUGCUCUCCAGUUUCUGUAAUGUUGUUCCCAUGUCGACCAUAUGUUCAGAUGGUAAAAGGUGUUUGGACUCUUAUGAGCAUAUUUUAGUACAAACUACUAAGGUUAUGGCUGUUUUUAAGGAUUUAGAUACAAUUGUAAUUG